AUGCCGCGAUACGGACAGCAGGGGGGGGAGGCCGCCAGCGGCGCAAACCAGAUGGCGACGGAGGAAGCGGCAUCUCGGCAACCAGCACCAGAGCCUGUUGACAUGCAAGAGCUGCGAAUGAUGAAGGAGCGGUUCGCGAAGCUGUUACUGGGCGAGGACAUGUCGGGCGGCUCCAAAGGCGUGUGCCCCGCGCUCGCCAUGUCCAACGCCAUUACCAACCUCUCAGUGUCGCUGUUCGGCGAGGGCAUGCGGCUGCGGCCGCUAUCGGCGGACUGCAAGCGGCGGUGGCGCAUGGAAAUGGGGAUCAUGCUGUCCGUGUGCCAGCACAUCGUCGAGCUCGUGCCGCAGUCGCAAACCAUGCCCGACGGCUCCACGCAGGAGGUGAUGGUGACGAAGCAGCGGGACGACCUGCGGCAGCAGCUGCCUGCUCUGCGCAAGCUGGACGACAUGCUGCUGGAGAUGUUGGACGAGUGCAACAGCACGGAGUACUGGUACACGCAGGAGCGCCCCGACCCCGUCGCCAACGGCGCAGUGGACGCCCACAAGGCCGCAGGCUCCUCCUCGUCCCGUCGCAACCCGCGCCACCGCGACGGCUGCACGUGCGCGGAUUGCCAGGCGGACGCUGACGGCGACGACGAUGGGUACGGGGGCGGAGGAAAAAAAGGGUUGAAAGCCCGAGGGGGCGGGGGCGGCGGCAGCGGUGGGGGAGGCGGCGGGGGAGGAGGGGUGAUGCGGGAGUCGAAGACAGGCAAGUGGUGGCGGCCGGUGCCGCGGGUGCCGGUGUGUGGGUUGAGUGAGGGGCUGCGCAAGCACCUGGAGCACCAGAUGGAGAAGGCGGCUCAGAUUGUGAAGCUCGCCAUGGCCAUCAACACACAGGCGCUUGAAGACAUGGCCGUGCCUGCUGCUUACACCGACAACCUGCCCAAGUCGGGGCGAGCGGCACUGGGAGACCAGAUCUACUCGGUGAUAAUGAGCAGCAGUUUCAGUGUGGACCGGGUGUUGGAUACAGUCGACCUCACCAACGAGCACGCUGCACUCAAACUCGCCUGCCGCCUCGAGGCCGCUGUGUAUCACUGGCGCAAGAUGGCCCCGCCUCCCCCCACCAGGUCCCCUCAGCUGACCCAUUCAAUGAGUGGGCACUACUCGAGCUCCGGCCCACUAGGGCGAGACGUGUCCAAGUUUGAGGAGAACGCCAACCGAGCAGAGGCGUGCCUGCGCAGCAUCAAGGACCGCUGCCCCUCACUGCCGCAAACCACUCUCGACACCUCCAAAAUCCUCUACAACACGGACGUGGGGAAGGCGGUAUUGGAGAGCUACUCGCGUGUGCUGGAGGGAGUGGCGUCGAGUGUGCGCACGCGCAUCCUGGACGUGCUACACGCCGACUACCUCGCCCACAACCCCGACGAGCACACACAGGACCGGCCCCUGCCCACACGCGUGGACGAGCACCCGCCGCAGCAAAUGAGGGAGCGCCACCUGGACUUCAGCCUGCACAUCCCCGACAGCGCGUUUGAUGCGGCGUCGGAUUACGACGAGACGGGGUCCGUGUAUUCUGAUUGGAGCACGCCGAACCUCACUCCCGUGGGGCCGGCUCCUCACCAUGUGCACGGGCAUGGGCAUGGACAUGGGCAUGGGCAUGGGCAUGGGCAUGCGGGAGGGGGAGGGGGGUAUGGUGGGAGUGGGCAUGGCGGAGCAGGGGGGAACGGGUCGGGUGUGCGGACGUUUGAGAUUCGGCAGCAGAGCCUGCCGGUGCGGCUGGGGAGCAAUGACCCGCGCAUGCAGGCAGAGGCACAGCGCGCCAUUGAAGCCGCCGGGGGGGGAGGGCCACGGGGGGGGUUGCGGCCACAUAGCCCGAUGCACGCACAAGGGAUGGAGGCAGGGAGAGGCUCAGGGGAGGCGGGCAUGGGGGGCGGAGGAGGCGGGAUGGUGCCCCCUCCGUUUAUGCGAUCGGUCACGUCUCCCACUCACCGUGCGUCUGCAUCGCUUGAUCCCUCUGCGCCAGGGGGAGGGGGAGGGGGGAACGCAGGGCGGGGCAUGCAGAACAUGCAGGGGCACAAUAGCUUCAGUGGCCACCCAUCUCCCCCUCCUGGCCACUACCCAUACUCCUCCCCUGAGCACCGCUUUGCACCAGGGCAUGGGCAAGCACAGGGGCAAGCACAAGGGCAAGGGCAAGGGCAAGGGCAGGAGCACCAGGGAGGGGGGGCGAGUGCUGUGCCGUACAACCAUGCAGCUGCAGCGGCGGCGGCGGCGGCAGCAGCUCGCAAUCUGAACCGUUCAAACUCAUGGAAGGGCUUCCUGCCAUCGCGCAGGGGAUCUAACCACCAUGCCGCCGCUGCCGCUGCUGCCGCCGCUGCUGCAGCAGCAGCAGGAGGAGGUGGCGCGGGUACAGGGGGGUCACCAGGAGGCGGAGGAGGGGGAGGAGGAGGAGGAGGAGGAGGAGGAGGAGGGGGAAGUCCGCAGAUGACUGGGGGAGGUGGGGGGUAUGGUGGGGAAGGAGGGUCGCCGAACACAGGAUAUGGUGUGUACAGCAUGGGAGGAGGAGGGGACAUUGUGGGAGGCAUGUGGUCGCGGAGGGUGUCGUCCCGUCGCGGAGCCGGUGCUCCCGUGUACGUCUACGUCAUGGCUCUACAGGCGCUCCAGCAAUUCUUCCAACAGCCGUAUUCCCCGCCAGUCACCCUAGGGCUCAUCGCGUUGAUGACAGGAAUCCACUUUCGACCCGCAGGGUUUCUGGAGGAUAGUCUUCCGUACGUGUCGGAGAUUUGCAUGAAUCCAGCUCUCGUCGUCCAGGAGCGCAACUGGCGGCGGCUGUUACUGAGCGUGCUGUUCCACGCGGACGACGCGCAUCUCAUCUUCAACAUGGUCUCGCUCCUCUGGAAGGGCGUGCAUCUCGAGCGCCGCCUCGGCUCGCCGCGCUUCGCGGCCCUCGUGGCUGCCUUCGCACUCCUCUCUCAGUCCCUGCACGUCGCUGCUGCGCGCCUGCUGUCUGACGUGCUCGCGCUGCACACGCCGUUCUACAGGGAGUGCUCCGUGGGGUUCUCUGGAGUUCUCUUCGCUCUGAAAACCGUUAUGAACGCGGAUUCGCCCGCUUACUCAUCUGUCUACGGGUUUGUGCUGCCCACCAAGUACGCAGCAUGGGCAGAGCUGCUGCUGAUUCAGCUGCUGGUUCCGGAAGCUUCUUUCCUGGGACACCUCUGUGGGAUCCUUUCCGGCCUGAUCUACCUUCAUGGGACUUCCCUCCUGCCGCGCUCUGCUCGCCCCUCCGCGUUCCUGUCCACGCUCGCUGCUCCGCUGCUCACGCUCUUCCCGUUUCUGCGCAGCUCAAGAGGGCGCACUUGGGGGUCUGGGCAGUCGGGGCAGGCUGCCAGGGGGGGAGCAGCUGGAGCUGUGCGGUGUGCCAUGUGUGAGGGAGCACGACCAGCAGGAGGGAGAGAUGUGGGGGGAGGAAUGGUAGAUGGGUAUGGUAGGGACACUGCUCCUUCUGCACCUAGUUUUCCAGAGGUGGAGGAAGAGGAGAGGGCUGGAGCAGAGCAGCAGCAUCUACAGCAACCUCACAGGCGGCAAGGGAAUGUCACUUCUGCAGAAGAGCUUAGAGCUCUGAGGCUAGAAAGGUUUGCUAGGUGA
Molecule: messenger RNA, 3621 nt
Organism: Closterium sp. NIES-65
Lineage: Eukaryota; Viridiplantae; Streptophyta; Zygnematophyceae; Desmidiales; Closteriaceae
Source: the annotation of a GenBank genome assembly